Molecule: messenger RNA, 2304 nt
Organism: Camellia sinensis
Lineage: Eukaryota; Viridiplantae; Streptophyta; Magnoliopsida; Ericales; Theaceae
Product: scarecrow-like protein 1
Source: RefSeq, a predicted model, not a curated record
GAAUGCCCAUUGUACUGUCAACAACACCAUUACAAGUCAGAGAAGUUGGUGCGGACAUGCAAACCAACUCACACCGAGACAAUGAAGACAAAGUAAAAAGAUUAAAAAAAGAACGAAGAAGAUCUCAAAUUUUCUAGGCUAAGAAAAUUUUGAGUAACUUUCUCUUCCAUUUUCCCAGAAGGUAGAUUCUCAGCGGUGGUCUUUUCCAAGAGAGUCUUGGAAUUCUGAUUUGCUUAUAUUCUUGAAUUGGGAAUCCCAGUGGCUUCUAAGUAAUUUCGACUGCAAGUAGCCUAACUGGAUACUCAUCUACUGUUUCUUCAACUGUAAACAAAGGACAUUUAUUUGGGUAGUUUAUGCAGUUAAUGGGACAUUUCGUGGCACGAGCCUGAUAUUAUAUGGUUACUUUAACCCUUCCUUGAGAACUGAGUGAGUUAGAAGUGAGCAAUGUCUUUAGUUCGGACCCAAGAUCAAUAUUCCCGGUCAUAUGGCAAUCUGAAACUCUACGCUCUAAAUGGAAGCAGUGACACCUCUGGCAUUCCAAGUCCAAUAUUCAACUCCGAUAAGCAUAAGAUCAUGUAUGCAACAGAAUCUUACGACAGUGAGUGUUGUGAUCCAAACUUCUUCCUUGACUCCCCAAUGGAAGAAUUUAUACAUCCAUCCAUCUCUAGCCACUCGGUCAAUCAAUUACACUCCAUGACCAUGCAAAACCCAUUUAACUAUUUUGACACUACAAGACAUGAGGAUCGAUAUCAGCCCAAUUUCGAGUCAGAAUACUUCGAAAGUCAUAGUCCUGAUGACAUUGACUAUAACGAGGAUAAGAUGAGGCUAAAGCUUCAAGAACUGGAGAGAGCACUACUUGAUGAUAAUGAUGAUGAAGAUGAUGAUGCUUUUGGCCCCAAUCAAAGCAUGGAGAUUGAUUGUGAAUGGUCUAAUCCAAUCGGUGAUGCACUACUGCUACAUGAUUCCCCCAAGGAGUCUUCGUCCUUGGAUUCUAUUCUCAGCAGCAUCAGCAGCAACAAAGAGGUAUCACUUACCUCGUCUCCUCAGACGCCCAAGCAGUUGCUUUAUGAUUGUGCAGUGAUGAUUUCAGAGGGAAACAUCGAGGAAGCGUCAACGACAAUCAAUGAUCUCCGGCAGAGGUUCUCGAUCCAAGGAGAGCCUUCGCAGAGGAUCGCAGCUUACAUGGUGGAAGCUCUUGCGGCUCGUGUGGCAACCUCUGGCACGGGUCUUUACAAAGCUCUGAAAUGCAAAGAGCCUCCCUCUAAUGAUCAAUUAUCGGCUAUGCAGGUCCUCUUCGAGGUAUGUCCAUAUUUUAGGUUCGGAUUUAUGGCUGCAAAUGGUGCGAUUAUAGAAUCUUUUAAAAAUGAAAAAAGGGUUCAGAUAAUUGAUUUUGACAUCGGCCAAGGGAGUCAAUACAUAACUCUGAUACAAACUAUCGCUAAUCAGCGUGGUAAGCUGCCCCACUUGAGGUUAACCGGGGUUGAUGACCCUCAAUCAGUUCAACGAGCCAAUGGGGGCCUAAAAGUCAUCGGCCAAAGGCUCAAGCAAUUGGCUGAAUCGCUUGACGUGCCAUUUGAGUUCGAAGCAGUGGCAGCAAAGACCGCAGUAGUCAGUCCGGUGAUGCUGAACUGCCAGGCUGGUGAAGCGCUGAUCGUAAACUUCGCUUUCCAGCUUCACCACAUGCCCGAUGAGAGCGUCUCAACAAUAAACCAGCGAGACCGGCUUCUACGGAUGGUUAAGAGCUUGAAUCCGAAACUCGUUACCGUUGUUGAACAAGAUAUGAACGCUAACACUGCCCCAUUUUUGCCACGGUUUGUCGAAGCCCACAAUUACUAUUCAGCAGUGUUUCAAUCUCUUGAUGCGACACUUCCCAGGGAUAGCCAGGAGAGGUUGAAUGUAGAAAAGCAGUGUUUGGCACGUGAGAUAGUUAAUAUCGUGGCUUGUGAGGGAGAGGAGAGAAUAGAGCGGUAUGAAGUUGCUGGGAAAUGGAAAGCGCGAAUGAUGAUGGCUGGUUUUGUUUCAACUCCAAUUAGUCCAAAUGUGAAUGAAACCAUUAGAGGACUCAUAAAGCAGUAUUGUGACAGGUACAAGGUGAAGGAGGAAACGGGCGCGCUCCAUUUUGGAUGGGAAGACAAAAUCUUGAUCGUUGCUUCGGCAUGGAGUUAAUUGACAUCGUCAGAUCACAAGUGAUUCUCUCAAUUCUUGCUUAGUUUAUGUAUUUCUUCUUGUUGUGGCUGUACUUUUUGUGUUGUAUCAGGAUUCACGAUGAUGUUAUAUAAUCAAGGGGUUUUUAUUGACUUAAAA